UAUUGCUGAACCACAAAUAUAUGUCCCCCGAAAAUUACCUUGCUAUACGGUAUUUUUUGCCAUGAACUGAUGUGUGGUCCUUUUGAUACUUCUGAUCCUAUUCCAGGCUGAUUCGUGAAGCCUCUAGAUUAUUACCAAGAAGAUGUCUGACUAUCUCACGAUAGCAGAUCUAGGAAAGCUGUACAUAGCUACGUUUGAUGCUCGAAUCAAGUGGCGAAACUUCUUGCUAGUUCUUGAGAUAUCCUCGGAUACCAUUGACAGCAUAGGUACGAAAUGGCGAGACGAUCCUGAUGACUGCUAUCGUGAGGGUUUGAAAGAAUGGCUGAAAGGUGGGGAGAGACGCUGGGAAGAUGUUUUCAAAGCUUUGUCCAGCCCUAUUGUUGGCCACGUUCACAUAGCCAGGACCAUCAAGAGAGAUCAUCUACAGUCUACUGGUGCAAGCAAUCCUGAAGAUGUGAAGUCAGAGGUUGACCAAAAUCGUCAACAGAUCAAUGACGAUUUGACUGUUUUCUUGGAUGAGCCUCUCGGUAAAGGUGCAUUUGGAGCAGUCUUCAAAGGCAGCUACAGGAGCGAGAUUUGUGCAGUCAAAGUGCUGCUUCAUGAUGCUAUGGAGAUGCAGGCAAGUAUUCCCAUCAGCAAAAAUGAAGAAGCUAGCAAUGCAAUUGAUCGUGAGAGUGAUUUUCUGAAGUCGUUCCAGCACCCAAACGUUGUCCAGUUUUUGUCGACUGCUAAGCACCCCAAAUCAGGUGGUACAAUCCUCGUUGUUGAGCUGAUGGAUUGCAGUCUGAGAUCUUAUUUCUCCGGUCUUGAUGAAGAGUCCUUCACUAGUGAAUGUGAAAUUAGCCUCUCCAAAGACAUGGCUUGUGGUCUGGCCUACAUUCACAGCAAGCAGAUUAUCCACCGUGACCUCUGUGGUGAUAACAUCUUGCUGAAGCUUACACGACCAGUGCCUGUCGCAAUGAUUUCCGACUUUGGCAUGUCACGGCUAUACGAUUCCUCCAAACUUAGCUCCACCCUCACAGCCAUUGGUCACCGUAGAGGGUAUCUACCUCCCGAGGCCUAUCGAUUGGAAGAGGAGAAAUACGAUAGUAGCCUGGAUGUGUUUUCCUAUGGAGUGAUUGUUGCACAGAUUGUUUGCAAACUGGAAUCGAUUAAAUCAGCCAAGGAUCGAUUAUUCCAUGUUUCCCAGAUCCCUCGCACACACAGGUUGAGGAAACUUAUUGACAGUUGUUUGAAAGAAGAUAUGAGGAGGAGACCAUCUGCCAGGGACAUCUAUGCUCACCUGACAAGAAGCGUGGAGGCAACAAAGAGAAGGUCUCAACCAGUAAUUAAGGGUCCCCCUCCCAGAGAGUUGAGACUUCCACUUACUCUGAAAUUGAAAAGAGGAAAAAACAUGCCAAUCAAGAUGGGCACCUCGGUACAUACUGUUGUAAUCGGUGACACGGUGUAUGUUGGUGGAGGGAUGGCAGACAUUUAUCGUGACAGGUGUACUGUGAUGAAGCUCGAGCAAGAUCAAUGGACCAAACUACCACAGUAUACUGCCAGGUAUUUUGCUAUGACAUCACUCGCUAAUCGACUAGUGCUGGUGGGAGGUCGUGAUUCAAGAAGCGGCCAACCCACCAAUCAACUUUCAGUGUUUGAGUCAGGGGAAUGGACGCACCCGUACCCACCAAUGAACAUUGCUCAUAUUUAUUCAACAGCUGUCUCCUUCAAAAACCACAUUAUUGUAGCUGGUGGGAAAAAUGACAAAGAAUGUAUCUCCUCUGUGGAGGUAUUAGACGUAGCAUCUGGAAGAUGGAGUAUUUCUCAGUCACUACCUAAUCCACAAUAUGAAAUGAAAUCGACGCUCAUAGGAAACACCCUCUACCUAAUGGGAGGGUGGGAUCACACUUACGCAGAAACCAGGACAGUGCACCACGUCAACCUCAAUGAACUUAUUGCAAAGGCCUUUUCAAACCAGGACGACACGCCAACUCUCUGGAAAACGAUACAAGACACACCGUUUCAGUUCUCAGCUCCUUUCAGUAUUGGGAGGUCACUAUUAACCGUUGGUGGAAGAGACGAUAGAGUCAACCCAAGUUCAUCGAUCCUCCUCUACCAGCCCGACACAAGGAAAUGGGUGAAAGUGGGAGACUUGCCUACUGCACGAUGCAGCUGCACAUGCUCAGUACUUCCUAGUGGAGAGGUCAUUGUAGCCGGAGGACAGACAAAAACAUUUCACUAUAUCCAAACUGUGGAUUUAUUUUCUAUAAGUGCUUAAUAGUUGUUUUGUUAUAGUUUUAAUGUCGUGCAUUGGGGUAACAACACUUGAUACAUGCAUGGAUCAUUGUAUCAGCUAUAAAA
Messenger RNA from Halichondria panicea, 2343 nucleotides. RefSeq lists its product as uncharacterized. The coding region runs from base 143 to 2260 and encodes 705 amino acids. The transcript is spliced from 5 exons. Gene Ontology annotation, molecular function: ATP binding; protein serine/threonine kinase activity; protein binding. Gene Ontology annotation, biological process: protein phosphorylation. The record is from RefSeq and is a predicted model, not a curated record. NCBI's taxonomy places the organism in Eukaryota, Metazoa, Porifera, Demospongiae, Suberitida, Halichondriidae.